This is a messenger RNA of Salvia splendens (bonfire salvia), 2246 nucleotides long. RefSeq names its product transcription factor HBP-1b(c38)-like. The transcript is spliced from 12 exons. Gene Ontology annotation, biological process: regulation of DNA-templated transcription; DNA-templated transcription. Gene Ontology annotation, molecular function: DNA-binding transcription factor activity; sequence-specific DNA binding. The record is from RefSeq and is a predicted model, not a curated record. NCBI's taxonomy places the organism in Eukaryota, Viridiplantae, Streptophyta, Magnoliopsida, Lamiales, Lamiaceae. Bases 572 to 2092 code for a protein of 506 amino acids.
UUAUUAUAUCCCUAAAAAAUCCAUUUUUGUGAGACGAGAGAGGAAUAUAAAAUUGAUUAAUUAUAAGGAAAAAAAUUGCAAUAUUAUUCCACUAUUUAAAAGUGAACAAAUAAAAAAUGAGAGAAAAAGAGCGAAUAAAUGAAAAAUGAGAGAAAAAGAGUAGGGGAAGGCUGCUCCGGCGGUGGCGCGGCCGUAUGAUAAACAGUGACACAUAGGGGCUGCGGUGUCAGAGAGGCGGAGGCUGAGCUGGGUCCCUUCCAAUUUAUCAAACACAUGCAAGCGUCGCUGCAUCUUGCAGGCUCUUACUUCCAAGCAAAACCUCCACAAUUAAUUCCAUUUAUUUCUUCUCCUAACAAAAUUCAAUUUUAUUUCUACUUUUCCCAAUGCUCUUAUCUUUCAUUUUUAACUCACUUCCCCAUGUAUUUACGGCAAAUUCCAUGUUUUUUUAUUUUUCUUUUCAAUUUUAAAAAUUGCAGAAGAAAUGCAUGUGGGCAAGGCGAACUAUAUUAAAUGUGUAAUUUGUUUAUGAAAGAGAGAGAUUAAAUAUGUACUAGUAUUUCUUUCAAAUCGAAUGCUUGAAAUGGUAAAUGAUGGGUAUACUAUUUACAGUGACGUUGGCAUGGCUGGAGCUGAAAGAGGGGGAAGGGGCCAGAGUGUAAUAAAGGAAACAAUGCAUAGCUUCAAGUCUUCUGUAACACAGGCUAUUGCUCUCACCAGCUCUGAUGUCUAUUGCCAUUCUCAGUCACCCUUUUACCUCAGGGGUGAAGAAGGUGGUAGAAAUGGGGGACGCUUUUCGGAUCUUGGGGAGCUCGAGCAGUCAGCUGGAAAUGGGUUUCAUCAUGAUGAUACUGUUAACUUAAGCAGAAGCUCAAUGUACAAUGAUUUGAAGGCAAGCAAUGUUUCUGUUGUGUCUAGUAACUUGCAGUUUGGUGGGCUCAACAACAGCAUGGGUUCAGCAGAGAUGGUUUCAUCUGCAACAGGGGUUGAUUCAAGCCAGUUCAUCUCACACAAGGGAACAAUUAUGGGGGUCUGCGGCGGUGGUGGUGGUGGUGGUGGUGCUAUGGGAAAUGGUCAGUUUGAAAACUGGGGUGAUUCAGGGGUGGUGGCAGAUCACAGCCAGCAGACUGACACUUCUACAGACACUGAUGAUAAAAACCAGUAUCCUGGAGUGCACAAUGAAAGAUUGAUGGGCAUGGACUCAUUGGACCAAUUGAAUGGAAAAAUCGGAGACCAAAAGGCACUGCGUAGGCUAGCUCAGAAUCGUGAAGCAGCAAGGAAGAGCCGAAUGAGAAAAAAAGCCUAUGUUCAACAGCUUGAGAGUAGUCGGCUGAAGCUCACGCAACUAGAGCAGGAGCUGAAAAAAGUGCGGCAACAGGGCGUGUUUGCUGCAUCCGGAUAUCGUGCAGAUCAUUCUCUAGGUGGAAACGGUGCUUUGGCAUUCGACCUAGAUUAUGCUAGAUGGCUUGAUGAACACCAUCAGCUGGUCAACGAUCUCAGAGCUGCUAUAAAUUCUCAUUUUGCUGACUGUGAACUCCGGCUUCUUGUUGAGGAUGUGAUGUCUCAUUAUGAUGAGAUAUUCCGUCUUAAGAGCGUCGGUGCAAAAGCAGACGUCUUCCACAUGCUCUCCGGCAUGUGGAAGACUCCGGCUGAGAGGUGCUUCAUGUGGUUGGGAGGAUUCCGCUGCUCUGAGAUUCUCAAGAUAAUCGGAAAUCAAAUCGAGCCUUUAACAGAGCCACAGUUGGUGGGGAUUUGCAACUUGCAGCAAUCCUCCCAACAGGCUGAGGAUGCCUUGUCUCAAGGGAUGGAAGCUCUGCAACAGUCGCUCGUCGAGACACUUUCCACAAACGCCCUGGCCCCCCGUAACUCUGCAAACGUGGCCGACUACAUGGGGCAGAUGGCCAUUGCCAUGAGCAAGCUUGCCACACUCGAGAAUUUCCUUCAUCAGGCCGAUCUCCUGAGACAGCAGACACUGCAACAACUGCAACGAAUACUAACAACCCGCCAAGCUGCCCGUGCCCUUCUAGCCAUCAGCGAUUACAGAUCAAGGCUCCGAGCUCUGAGCUCGCUGUGGCUAGCACGCCCUAAGGAAUGAUCUCUCGUAUUCUCAUGUUCGUCAUGGCUGCUUUGCCUACUCGCCAUGUAAGUAAAGCUUUUCCUAGUGAGGCUUGUUGAUCAGUAGCUUAACUAUAAAACCUUUUGUGUAUCUAAGAAUCAUUUCUCCCACGCAAUUUAAUGAUUUUUCUUGA